AUGACGAACACAAUCAGUGCGUGGGUUGUUUUGCCCAGGCACGCGGAGUUGUAUCCCAAGAGAGAAGGUCUGGCCAGUGGCCGCGGCCGCCAGCCUUACAGGCAGGAGAUACAUCUAGCUCCUGAUUGGGUUGCCUUGAGCCAGAAGGCGUCCGAGCGAGCGAUAGCAGAACCUUCAGCUGCGGUCAACGCCGAUCACCCUGGUGUCCCGUCGGCUGCCAGAGUUUUGCCGAUCGCGCUGCGCAGAAAUCAGUUGAAAAAAGCAACUCUUCCCCACAGUCAAUCUGGGAUGAGCGACUGCAAUACCACUCCGGGGGAGUGUGAGCCGAGGCUGCAUCAUUACCAUGCUCAUAAGUCUCAUUCUUUGUUCGUUCGGUAUUGCAUCCCUUGCACCGACCUGGUGUACCAUCUGAUUUUGAGUGCAGCAAGGGUAAGGUUCUUAUGA
This is a messenger RNA of Aspergillus niger, 444 nucleotides long. RefSeq lists its product as hypothetical. NCBI's taxonomy places the organism in Eukaryota, Fungi, Ascomycota, Eurotiomycetes, Eurotiales, Aspergillaceae. The record is from RefSeq and is a predicted model, not a curated record. The transcript is spliced from 3 exons. The coding region runs from base 1 to 444 and encodes 147 amino acids.